Sinocyclocheilus rhinocerous is the source of this 1140-nucleotide messenger RNA. RefSeq names its product integral membrane protein GPR137B-like. The record is from RefSeq and is a predicted model, not a curated record. Gene Ontology annotation, cellular component: lysosomal membrane. Gene Ontology annotation, biological process: regulation of autophagy; positive regulation of TORC1 signaling; negative regulation of osteoclast differentiation. Bases 49 to 1134 code for a protein of 361 amino acids. Lineage: Eukaryota; Metazoa; Chordata; Actinopteri; Cypriniformes; Cyprinidae. The transcript is spliced from 6 exons.
CUCUCCUCACGACUGCAGACGGUGCAUCUGAGGCUGGAUGGGAAGGUAAUGACAGACGCAGACAUGGAGCAUCCGUCGCAGGGAUCGUCCGGAGCGAACGCCUCUCUCUCUCCUCCGACGCUCAGCCCCUCCAUCCCUCCCUUCGUCAAGCUGGGCCUGACUCUGGCCUACACCGUCUUCUACUCGCUGCUGUUCUCCUUCAUCUACGCUCAGCUGUGGCUGGUGCUGCGCUACAGACACAAGCGCUUCAGCUUCCAGACGGCGUUCCUGUUCCUGUGUCUGCUGUGGGCGGCUCUGCGCGCGCUGCUCUUCUCCUUCUACUUCAGAGACUGCGUGACGGCCAACGCUCUCGGACCCUUCUCCUUCUGGCUGCUCUACUGCUUCCCCGUCUGCCUGCAGUUCUUCACGCUCAGCCUCAUGAACCUCUACUGCGCUCAGGUUUUCUUCAAGGCCAAGUCGAAGUUCUCUCCUGAGCUCCUGAAGUAUAAGUGUCCUCUGAACCUGCUGUUCGUCGGCGUGAGCUUGCUGUUUCUGCUGGUCAAUCUGACCUGUGCUCUGCUGGUGAAGACGAGCCUCGCUCAGGUCAAGAGCGUCGUUCUGGUGCGCGUCGCCAUCAACGACUCGCUCUUCGUCCUCUGCGCCGUCUCGCUCGCCGUCUGCCUCUACAAGAUCGCCAAGAUGUCGCUCGCCAGCAUCUACCUGGAGUCCAAGGGUACGUCGGUGUGUCAGGUGACGCUGAUCGGGCUGAUGGUGAUUCUGCUGUACGCCUCGCGCGCCUGUUAUAAUCUAGUGGUUCUGGCUCUGACCAACAUAGAGAGUAUAGACUCGUUCGAUUACGACUGGUAUAACGUGUCGGAUCAGGCGGAUCUGCGCUCCAGUCUGGGAGACGCCGGUUACGUCGUGUUCGGCGUGAUUCUGUUCGUCUGGGAGCUGCUGCCCACGUCUCUGGUGGUGUUCUUUUUCCGGGUGCGAAAACCGGCCCAGGACCGGAGCGGCUCUGCCAUUCCCAGCCACGUCUUCUCAAACCGGCCGUAUUUCUUCGACAAUCCCAGACGCUACGACAGCGACGAUGAUUUAUCCUGGGCUUCCCAUCCGGUGACCACCUCAACCAGGUUAACCACCGCUGCUAACUAACACUAC